Chroicocephalus ridibundus (black-headed gull) is the source of this 3721-nucleotide messenger RNA. Its product is annotated as zinc finger protein 883-like. Gene Ontology annotation, cellular component: nucleus. The record is from RefSeq and is a predicted model, not a curated record. The transcript has 6 exons. Gene Ontology annotation, biological process: regulation of transcription by RNA polymerase II. The coding region runs from base 16 to 2061 and encodes 681 amino acids. Lineage: Eukaryota; Metazoa; Chordata; Aves; Charadriiformes; Laridae. Gene Ontology annotation, molecular function: RNA polymerase II transcription regulatory region sequence-specific DNA binding; DNA-binding transcription factor activity, RNA polymerase II-specific.
CGUCCGCCUCGCCCAAUGGGAGCGGAGCGGCGGGGCGGGCCGGCCAAUAGGGGCCGAGGGGGGCGGGCCGGCGGCGGGCGGAGCGGCCGUGGCGGCGGCGGGCAGGCUAAACACCCCCAACGCUCUCAGCCUGUCCCCACAGCAGAGGGGCUCCAGCCCUCGGAUCAUCUUCAUGGCCCUCCGCUGGACCCGCUCCAACAGGUCCAUGUCCUUCGUGUGCUGAGGGCUCCGGAGCUGGACACAGCACUCCAGGGAGCGUCCGUCCUCGCUGCGCCGGUGCGGCUGGUGCCGGGCGGGCAUCUGCUGCGGAACGCGGAGCAUCCCACCUGCAUCUCCCCGGAGAAGGCCUUGUGCGGGCCUCCGUCUCCCCGUGGAGAGCCAGCGGCGCGCCGGGCUCCAGGCUGCUGCGGCAAGAUGUCGGUGACGUUCGAGGACGUGGCCAUCUACUUCUGCCCCGAGGAGUGGGCCGAGCUGGCGGGCUGGCAGCGGCGGCUCUACCGGGAGGUGAUGCUGGAGAACUACCAGGCGGUGGCCUGGCUGGGCUGGUGCGCCGUCAAGCCGGAGAUCAUCUGCAAGAUGGAGCGAGAAGAGACGCCGUGUGUGCCAGAGUGCCCUGGGGCGCGGCGGAGGCACCGCAGCCCUGAGCCAGCAGACGGUGACGUCCCGAUGCGGAGGGAGGAUGGGGAGGUCCCCGGGGGGCUGCCAGACCAUGAGCGGGGUGGAAGACAGUCCGGGGGCCUCCCAGCCAAGGUACUGCCAACUCGGGCCCCCCGCACCCCUCUGGCCAGCAAGAGCCCCCACGCCUGCACCAAGUGUGGGAAGAGCUUCGGCAAGAUCCAGGACCUGAAGAAGCACCAGCAGACGCACACGGGUGCACGGCCCUUCUCCUGCUGGCAGUGCGGCCGCCGCUUUCGGCUGAAGCAGUUCCUGGUGUCCCACCAGAAGGUGCACAGCGGGAAGAAGCCCUUUGGCUGCACGGAAUGCGGCAAGCGCUAUGCUCAGAAGCGUGACCUGCUGAGCCACCAGCGAGUGCACUCUGGCGAGAAGCCCUUUGCCUGUGGCUGCUGUGGCCGCUGUUUUAUCCACAAGAACAGCCUGGUCCGCCACCAGCGGGUCCACAUGGGGGAUGACCCAUUGCCCUGCAACAGCUGCCCCAAGGCCUUCGGGUAUGAACAGAGCCACACCAAACAGCUGUGGGUCCACAGCGGGGAGCGCCCGUUCGCCUGCGCCCACUGCCCCAAGGCCUUCAAGGACAAGAAGACCCUCACCAACCACCAGCAUGUCCACACCGGGGAGCGUCGCUUCACCUGCGCCCACUGCCCCAAGGCCUUCAGGGACCGGUCAGCCCUCACCGUCCACCAGCGGCUCCACACCGGGGAGCGCCCCUUCGCCUGCAUCCGCUGCCCCAAGGCCUUCAGGGACCGGUCGGGCCUCACCGUCCACCAACGCGUCCACACUGAGGAGCGCCCCUUUGCCUGCGACAGCUGCCCCAAGACAUUCAAGGAGAAACAGAAGCUCACCGUCCACCAGCGUGUCCACACUGGGGAGCUCCCGUUCACCUGCCCCCACUGCCCCAAGGCCUACACGGGCAAACAGGCGCUCACCAGACACCAGCGAGUUCACACCGGGGAGCUCCCCUUUCCCUGCAACAGCUGCCCCAAGGCCUUCAGGGAGCAGUCGACCCUCAGCGCCCACAAGCAGAUCCACACCGGCGAGCGCCCUUUCGCCUGUGCCCAGUGUCCCAAGGCCUUCACUCUGAAGAAUUCCCUCACCAGGCACCAGCAGGUCCACACCACAGCGCGCCCGUUCGCGUGCAGCAGCUGCUCGAAGACCUUCAAGUACAAGCAGUCCCUCACCGUCCACGAGCGGGUCCACACUGGGGAGCUCCCCUUUGCCUGCGACCGUUGCCCCAAGGCCUUCAGGCAGAAGAGGGUCCUCACCAAACACCAGCGAGUCCACACCGGGGAGCGCCCCUUCGCCUGCACCCGCUGCCCCAAGGCCUUCAGGGACAUGUCAGCCCUCACCAAACACCAGCGGGUCCACGCCGGCGAGAAGCCCUGAAAGCGCAGCGGGUGCGGUAAGGCUUACAGAGAGAAGCAAAGCCUUUGUCGCCACCAGCGCGUGCACCGGGGCUCCCCGGCGGUGCCUGACGGCAGCCUGCAGAACGGGGGAGGUCCGUCCCCAUGGAGGGGGCAGGCGGAGGCCAAGCCCUCCCAGUGAUGCAGGUGGGAGAAGCAGUGUUGGAAGCAGGGGGUCGUGCUGGCUGACCAGCACACCCACGGGAGCCCCAGCCCACAACCCAGCGCCCGCCGCGUCUGCUGCUGAGGGGCCUGCGGCUCGCCCUGGAUCGCCGUCCCUCGCCGUGGGAGCUGUGGGUCCCCUCAUCCCUCCUUGCCGGGGAGUUUCUGCCACCUCCGCCUUGUCCUGGCACCCAGCCGCCUGCCGGCCAGGCCGCCCGUGACCACGGGCCUUCCCGGGAGCGGGUGCAGACGGAGGGUGAGCGCUGGGUGGCCAAAAGGCAUCGCCCCCACCCCGGGUUCAGCGGCUGCCGUUUGCAGGAGGGUGUGCGGGAAGGAAGGGCUUCGGGCUGCGUUUGUCCUGAGGAGGAAAGCGGUGCCCGGGAGCUUGCCUGCUGCGGGGAGCAGAGACCGGCGCGGAGCAUCACGCGUGUUUGAGGACCCGUGUAGCCACGGCUGGGAGCCAGCUCCGUCAGACACCGGCGGUGGCCUCGAUGAAGUAAAAAGCAUCGUGUCUGUGUAAGCGGUGGCUUCAAGCGGUUCCUUGAAGCAGUGUCCGCACCUUUAUAAAAGCUUUUGGGAAGGACCACGCAAGUGGUGUGGGCCGUGCAAGAAUCAGAAGAAAAAGGCAAAACUUGUGGCUUGAGAUAAAGAGAGUCUAACAGAACAGCAAAGGAAAAAGGAAAGCACCAACAAUAAUACCGAUAGAGGAAUAUAAAACCCGUGAUUGACACACAGCUGCUCACCAACGGAACCCAGCCUGUCCCCCAGCGGCGAUUCCUGCCCGCCUGCCCUGCUAUUGAAUACCUGUUUGGCUGGAGUGGGUCAGCCGACCUGGCUGUGACCCUCUAAUUCCAGGCUACUGGCCCCAUUAUCCCGGCAUCGGAGCAGCCAGGGGACAACGUGCUUGCCUGGAUAGUGGCUGAAAUCUUUUUGCGUAUCUCGCAGCUCGCUCAGGGAGAGGGAUCGGGUGAUUAUCUCUGGUUCUACCUCUUCCUCCUGUUCUUACAACGGCCCUGGUUUGUGUCAUCUCUUACGAAGAGAACUGAAGCCCGUUCAAGAGACACAGCAGCAGGAUCAUGCAGGCACCUGAGCAUAAAUAAAAUUCUUAAAAGCUGCCGUGCCUGGCCAGAAGGAAAAAAGGCAGGCAGAAGAUCUGGGGAAAGUAUCCUCCGUUGUUUCCCACCUGGACUGGGUGCGAUUAUUAAUAAAUUCCGAGAGGUGGCACCCGAGGAACGGGCAGGACAGCAAUGCCACAUGCACGUACCAACCGAACCUCACAAACAGUGCUGUUAUCAUAAGUCGACGUUACACAGGACAGCAAAAUGAGGAUCCCGAUCCCUCUCCCAGAGGUGCUCAACAGCACUGCCAGGAAUACACAGAGCACGUAAGAAUUCACGGAACGCAACCAUGGGGACAAACAAAGCAACGUUGUGACCAGUGGCUAUUUAACUAAUAUAAUAAAUGCGUAUAACGAAUUUGUU